AUGCACACAAGNUGGGAUCUUCGACCCGGCGAAUUACUACUCGUAGAAAAAGAACACGAUGUCAAAACUGUGUGGUUUGAACGUAGUUCAGCUACGAGAAGGACUACAGAAACGAAGCCUUGUCACAAGUGGCACAAAGAAGUACUAGUAGCACGUCUGAGAGAAGCUCUCAUUGACGAAGGUAAGAACCCAGACGAAUUCAAGUUUGAUGGUGCUGACGAAGACAAUGAAAUUAGCACAGGCACGUUUACAACCGCUAAAAUGAUGGAACUUCUGCUUAGUAUGUCAACUGAAAUAAAACAACAGUCCGAACGACAGACAGAAGAGUUAAAACAACAGAUCAAAGAACAGUCCGAACGACAGUCCGAACGACAGACAGAAGAGUUAAAACAACAGAUCAAGGAACAGUCCGAACGACAAACAGAGGAGUUGAAACACGUAAAAUUGGAAAUGGCAGAACAGAUUGAAGAACAGUCAACAAGAAUAGAAAUGAUCGAGCAGAAACUUGAUCCAUUUGACAGGGAGAUGUCCUGGAACGUUUAUAAAACCCAGUUCGAAGCAGCGGCAACUAGUAACUGUUGGAACGGAAAAGAACGAGCAACAGCACUGAUACUGGCCCUGCGAAGUUCAGCGGCAGAGAUUCUUCAGAUGAUUCCGGCGGAGAACCAUUUCAACUAUGAAGUUCUGGUUAGCGCGUUGGAUUUACGUUAUGGUGAAGAACACAUGAAACAGAUUUAUCGGUCUCAGCUUAGAAACAGAACGCAACGAUCUGGUGAAUCCAUUCAGCAGCUAGCACAAGAUAUCGAACGGUUGACAUUGCUGUCGUAUCUGACAUCAGACCCCGAGCAUAGAGACGAAACUGCCCUGGAUACGUUUAUCAAAGCCCUUCGUGAUUCGAAACUCAAGCAAUCCCUUCUCUUGUCAGAUAAACGAAAACUCAAGGAAGCCGUUGCGCACAGUCUCACUUUUGAAUCGGCAAAGCAAGCAUCAAAAGUGACGUACGUCUACGCCAACAUGGUGUACCCCAAUGCUGGAUUUGUGGUGAAAAAGGCCAUCUACGUCGUGAUUACUACAUCGAAAUCGAAACGACCUAUGGCUGAACGGAAAAGUUGA
Molecule: messenger RNA, 1113 nt
Organism: Helobdella robusta
Lineage: Eukaryota; Metazoa; Annelida; Clitellata; Rhynchobdellida; Glossiphoniidae
Exons: 5
Coding region: 1-1113 (370 amino acids)
Source: RefSeq, a predicted model, not a curated record